Heterobilharzia americana is the source of this 4625-nucleotide messenger RNA. NCBI's taxonomy places the organism in Eukaryota, Metazoa, Platyhelminthes, Trematoda, Strigeidida, Schistosomatidae. The record is from the annotation of a GenBank genome assembly.
CAUUAUUUAUUCAAUGUAUAUCAACGAAAAGGCGAAUGUACAUUAUGGCGUGAAAUGUUGAUAGACUUUAUCGAAUAAUGUAGGCUAUUCUAAUUGAAAUGUUAAUCUCAAUCAUCUAACAAUAAGGUAUUGUUAUAAUAAUUAAUUAUUACUAUUAUAACAAUCAUUUAUAGUGUAAUAUGUUGAAAAAAGUUGAAAGUUUAAAACAGGAGCAUGAUCAAGAUAAUUUAACCGACGAAAAAUUCAAUUUGCAUCAAGAUAAGUUUGAAACAUUAUACUUUAUAGAUCCAACAAAAGAAUUAUUUCAUCCAUUGUCUAUAAAUCCUAACAUAUCUGGAUCUACAUUACCCACAUCAACUAUUGAUCCACGCCAGUUUAGUACAUCAUCUAUAGAUUUUCAUCAUUCACAACCAACUACUACUAGAAUACGUAAUUUUCUACCCUCUGAUCAAUGUCUUAAGAAUUCUCUCACCGCAUAUGAAUAUACUGUUAUAGGUACAAGUUGUUUAACAAACAAUUUAUCAACCAAUCCACAGUCUUCAUCUUUUCAGUCACUGUUUACUAUUAAUUCGGUGAAUUCAUCUAAUACACCAAUUGAGAUUAGAAAUACAAACGGUAAUAUAAAUUUAUCAGCCAAUGAACAAUUAGCAACAUCCCCACCAACUGAUAAUGCCAAAACGCAAAAUUACAGGAUAACUAUUACUACUAAUAACAGUCCACAUGAUCUAAGUUAUACAACUUCUAUUACUCCUACUUCUCAGUCAUCUCAUUUAAAAUCAACCAAUGAUUGUAGAUCACAAGAUCUAUCUGAACGUAUAGAUGGGACACAUAUUGGUGAAAACGCAUUCAAUCGUAUUAGAACAGUAUUACAACCACCACAAUUACAGAUUAGCCUGUCAAAAUUAAAUUUACAACAGUAUCACAAAUUACAGCAUGGCGAAGAUUCUUGUACAGAAUUAAAUUUCUUACGUAGUCAAAUCAAUAAUCCUAAGAUACCAUCCUGUUUAAAUGAUUAUAACAACAACAAUGGUGAUGAUGCGGAUAGCUCAUUGACAGAAACACAACUUUUACCCCCUGUCAUUAGUGCGUCAGAUCAAUUUCUAUCAGAUUUAUCAACUGAUCUAAUAAUAACCAGUUCAACAACUGAUUCAGUAGGGGCAGCUGCAUCAAACGUGAUGAGUUAUGUUCAUCAAAAUGGACCAUUAACUUACGGUAAUCCAGAACAACUGAAACAUUUGAAUUGCUUAGAUAUACGUUCGUUGAAUCAUUGGAAUACAAUUGAUUUGAGCUUAAAUGGAAGUUUAGAUCAAAUAACAAAUUAUCGUGAAUCACAAACCUAUGAUCCCAUUAUUAGUACCAAUACUAACAGUACCGAUAACAAUAAUAAUGGUAAUAAUGAUAAUGGGAGUAACAAUGACACGGAUAAUAACCUUAACCAUAGAAUAAAUAGCGGUAUAUUGAGAAUAGAUGAGGCAAACAAUUUGCUUAAACUACAACAACAUUAUCAACACUACCACGACCACCACCAACAACAACGGCCACCACCACAGCUUCAAAAUGUAAAUAAUUCAUUACUUUUAAACUCAAGUGCCUUACAAACAAAUCAUUUAAAACAUUAUAAUGGUCUGAUAACUACAUUCAAUCUUGAUGAUGCUAGCUCAGAAUUUCAUAGUAAUAAAGAUAAUGAACUGAAUCAUAUUAGUACAACAACAAAUACUAGUCAGGUAACAAGUGAUAAUGCAGCUCUCAGUGCUGUUACUGCUGCCGCAGCAGCAGCUGCUGCUGCAGUUGCCGCUGUUAAUGUGACUAAUGCACCAAUGCACCAAAUUAAUAGUGAAAACAGUGUGAAUAUAAGAAGUACUACUGAUGGCCUAAUCCAUACUUCGAACAAUGAUUGUAGUAAUAAUAACAAUAUCACUACUAAUAGUAACAAUCUAAUAAUGUCGAUUCCAUUUCUAGAAAAUUUCGAUCUCAAACCUACACAAACACAAAACUGUUAUAAUUAUCAUCAUUCUGAAGGCAGUUAUAAGCAUGAAUUAAAAAGUCAAAUAUCAGGUGUACAACAUAUACAAGGAAAUGCGUGUCAUCCAAUGCUUAUGAAUGGUUCAUUGGGUCCACCAAAUAAAAAUACUGGAUCAUUAAGCCUACAAAAAGCUAUGUCGAAUAUGUAUUCUCGACAUGACUUAAUUCCACAUUCUAUUCAAGAGAUGGAAGAAAUUAAUACAAAAGUAUUAGCUCAACGCAUAAGUGCUGAGCUGAAACGUUAUAGCAUUCCACAAGCUGUAUUCGCUCAACGUGUUUUGUGCAGAAGUCAAGGUACAUUAUCUGAUCUAUUAAGAAAUCCCAAACCAUGGAGUAAAUUAAAAUCUGGUCGUGAAACGUUUCGCAGAAUGUGGAAAUGGUUACAAGAACCAGAAUUUCAACGAAUGUCUGCUCUACGUUUAGCUGAAUCGGAUCCAAGAUAUUCAAGUCUCACAGUAUGUAAACGUAAAGAACCUGAGCAUAUCAAACCUUCAGAAAGUCGUCAGCCUAAGAAACCACGUCUGGUUUUCACCGAUAUACAAAGAAGAACACUACACGCCAUUUUUAAAGAAACUAAACGUCCUAGUAAAGAAAUGCAGUCAACAAUAGCUCAACAACUUGGAUUAGAAAUUUCAACAGUGGCAAAUUUUUUCAUGAAUGCACGUCGUCGGUCACUGGAUAAAUGGCAAGAAGAUACAAGCAAGGCAUCCAGUACAGCUAAUUCUCCACCGGAUUCUCCGUAUAGUCGUAAUGCACAAGGUCAGCAAUCAAGUAACAACAAUAAUUUAUGUUGUUCUAAGGAUGGAGACAUUGGUAGUUGCACUUCAUAUUCUCCACAGUCUAGACAUCAACCUGGACAUUCAGUGCCGAUAUCUACUCCCGUAUCAAUGUUAAAAGCACCCAACAGUAACUUUAAUCCAGAAAAUUGUAUUGAUUUAGAGCGAAUAACCCGUUGUAAUGGUAUGGUUGUUUGUAGCAGUUUUGCAAAACCUGUUAAUCAACAAUUAAAUUCUAAUCUUGUGAGAACAGUGUUCAAUAAUACUAAUAACGGUAAUAACAAUGGUUUAUUUACAACUAUCCAAAGAUGUGGUAAUCUUGGAAAUAGUUUGAAUCAAACAGGCAAUCAUGUGUUUAGUUCCGUUGACAGUCUUUCAAUUAUUCCAAGUAUUGUUUAUACACCACAAAACCCAGUUCCUAGACAACAUCAACAACAAAUUGGUGCACAAAACUUACCAAAUAAUUAUUCAAUACAGUUAACAUCACAAAUCCAACAUCCUUCUCACCAUCAUGCUCAUCUUCAUAAUCAACAUCAGCAUCAUCUACAUAGUCCAUCACAUUCUGUCAAUACACAAUCAGCACCGAUGACAGCGUUCUCAUCGUCAUCAAAUCAGUUGACAUAUCCUAUGGAUAUGUUACACAGGAGUGAAAAUCAUGGACAGACUCAUUUAACUGAAAAUUUUAGUAUAAAUGGUAAUAGUCAUAAUAACAGUAUAAUGAAUAAUGGUAGUAUGCAUGGGUCAAUUUAUCCAUACAGUAAUUCUCAUAGUAAUUAUACAUUCCCUGUCUCAGGAAAUUUACAGUCAUAUAGUUCACACUUGAAUCUACUUCAUCCUGGCAGUAAUAGUAAUGACAAUAAUAAUAUUAAUGCUAACAGGAAUUUCAGUAUGAAUUUACCUAAUAUGAAUGGAGCAACUACAUUAAGAAAUCGUUUUCUAAUGCAUGAUUUAACUGGUAGUUCACAGUUUGACCACCGUUUCUUGAGUACAAUGACUAACGGACAAAGAGUAUUAACUGAACAAGCAUUAGAAUUGUGUUCUUCAUUAGCUGCAGCUAAUGCUAUCUCACUUAACGGUAAUACUAAUACUAAUCAGAUAAUCAAUGAAAAGAUAAAUCACUAUCAUUCUAAUUCAGAAAUUAAAAUUACACAUGGAGUGAAUGAAUCAAUUGAUAUAAACAAUAUCGUAUACAACAGAGGUAUUCACUCGAACAAUAAUGAUGAGGAUGGGGAUGAGGAUAAUGAUGGUGAUGGUGAUGAAAACAUCAAUCCAUUGGCGAACAAUGCCAAUAAUAGUAAUAACAAUGAAAAUAAUGACAGCAAUCAGUACCAGCAUCAGCAACAAUUGGAUUUAAUGAAUAAAACGAAUUUAUCAUUAGACGAAUGUAAUCAACUUUGCUUACAGGCAUCAAAUCAGUUAACAAAACAUAAUUAUUUUGUAACAAAUGAAUUUCUUGAUCAGAUUAAACAAGUAAAUGAACAAAAACUAUUAAAAAAUGAAAAAGUUGAAGAUGAUAGAAAUAUGAGAGAUAAUAAUCUUGAAGGUACUGAAGAUAUGGACAACUUUGAUGAUAGUGAUGAUGAUGAAUUUAUUGAAGAAGUUGUUGGUAUUCAUGGUGAGGAUGAUGAAGGUGGUGAUUUCGAGGAUGGCGAUGAUGAUGGUGCUAAUGAAGUUGACAGACAAGCAGACGAAUCGGUCAGACAUAGGUUAAACUCAGAUUCAGAUGAAUAAUUCACUUUCAUAAUCACUAAUAGGUAUCAAGAAAUAUACGUGGAGAGGAAACCCUUUUAUAAUUUAUUUUUUUUGCGAAUAUAAAAAUAUUAGCGG